AAAUGGCGCUGAUGUUCCACGACGACUUCGCGCUCCGAACUCUCGGUUUAUUUUCAUUUUUUUUCCCUCCUCUCUCUGUCCCGCUUUUCACUUCAGCGUGUUCGAAUUUGUGUCUGCGUUCAGCGUGUUCGAAUAUACGCUCGUGUCGAACUUCACUCGGGUGAAUGACCGAAUGAACGUCCCGCGACUUUUCAAAAGUACAUCCACGACCGAAUUUAAAUUGCUCCCACACCAUUUUGAAAUUCACACCACGUCGGCGACGAGCGGCGUAAUCGAGGUAUUGUCGUCAUGUCCACUAAUAAGGGACAAAACACAAGGGCUCUAGUAGAACCCUUGACUUUGGAUUCGCGUACACUAGGAGAUAGCGAUCUCAGUGCACUGAGUUUAUCUCACGGCAACGAGCAGUAUACAUCAAACGACUUUGAGGAGUUUGCGAAUAUUCAAGCGGAACUGGAAUGCAUAAACUCGGAGGGAGUUAUGACGGAUGAGCAGAUAGUAAUUGAUGAGAACGUUGAGACUGAUACGACAGUACCUGAUGUGGAGAUGACUGAAAUUUCUGAGCAAGUGCAGAAUGAGCACAUUUACACACUAGCCAAUCAAAGCAACCAGAAUAUUGUAUUUCAAACAAAACCCACUGUGCAGAGAGUACCAAUGUCAGCAGUCCAGGUAAAACCAACCAUCUGUCCAACCACACAAAGCCAGUCUAUUAUGAUAGUGUCACCUGUGAGUGGACAGGGUACCAGCCAAAUUUUAAAAAUUUCACAUCCUCCGACAGCUUCAGCUGAACAGUUACAAUCUUUAGCACAGACUCUGAUCACUGGAAAAUCCGCAGAUGGAAGCGUUGUUCAAUUAAGGACACAACCUGCCAAGCCAGUCACAACAACUAGUGCCUCUGGGAACAUCACAAUUAGUAAUGUGCAGAAUGUUAAGUUUUCGCAGCCAACUACGUUGAAACGGACAACACAGAAUGUCUCGCAAGGGCGUAACGUAUACACAAAGAUGAUAUUGACAGGAAAUCAAUCACAAUCCGGUACUCAGCAAGUUCUCAUCACGAGUUCACAAAGCGAAAAUCAAUCGGCUCAAGGGAUUAAAUUUCUUAAUAAUACCUCUUCUACUUAUGUCAGCCCAACGAAAAAUAUAACAUUGGCACAGAUGGGCACUAUACUCUCUACCAACAAACAACAUAUUUUACCAACAUCUUCUCCAAAGCAGAGUGUGAUACUGAACAAGUUGUUACAGUCUUCAACAUCUCAGCAAUCAAAAGUCACUAUAAUACCAACAAAUACUGUAAAAUCACCUACAAAAAUCCUUCCUGCACCAACUGUAAAUAUUCAGGCCAAGUCUUCGACGACGACGAAUCAGCAACCUACAUUCGUUACGACCAAGUCAUCCACGCAACAAAAUCCGCAGAAAGUGAUUAUUAGACAGGGUUCUUUGAAACCUAGCAAUGUACUUGGAAGUGGACAAGUCAUUAGAAUACCUGCUAAUCAGAACAUUGUGACUGGAUCAAAUCAAGUUCAUCAAAUUCAGAUGUCUGGAAGACAAGUGCAAUAUGUGAGAUUAGUUAGUACUCCUUCAACAGGAUCUACCAAUGUUGUUACUGUGGGCAAAUCAAAGGCCAGUGCAACACUUCAGACUGUAGGUAUCGGUCAGAAAAUAGGAAAUCAGCAACAGAUUGUAAAGGUUGUACCACUAAAUACUGGAAAUCAAUCUUUGAGAACUGUUGCACCAAAGGCAACAUUGACAAGUGGUCAAAAAUUACUCAUACCUGCGGCGGCUGCUACUGCAGCAACUGUUGGCGGUCAGUCGAAGAAUACGGUAGCAAUUCCUGCAUCAGCAUUAAGCCAAUUAGCAUCAGGACAGGCAGUCUUGUCAACCAAUCCAAAUGUUAGGAAUAUUGUUGUUCUACCUGCUCAAUAUAUUCAACAACAGUCAACAGAUGAAGUAAAAUUGAAGUCUCCAACAACGCCAGGUCUCUUAGGAAGCUCGCAAAGUUCUACAGCGACUUUAUGCGUAAUUGAUGGAAAAAAUUCUCAAAGAGGAACUUACAGCAAUGUAGAGCCGAAUGGUAUCAGGCCAAGAAAACCAUGCAACUGCACCAAAUCUCAGUGUCUUAAACUUUAUUGCGAUUGCUUUGCAAACGGUGAAUUCUGUCAUAUGUGCAAUUGCAAUAAUUGUUCGAACAAUCUUGGUAACGAAGAAGAACGACAGCGUGCAAUUAAAUCCUGCUUGGAACGUAACCCUAACGCCUUUCGACCUAAAAUUGGAAAAGGUCGUGAAACUGGCGAAGAUAUAAGGAGACAUAACAAAGGCUGCAAUUGCAAACGUAGUGGUUGUCUUAAAAAUUAUUGCGAAUGUUAUGAGGCUAAAAUUCCAUGUUCUGAGAAUUGCAAGUGUAUAGGCUGUCGUAAUAUUGUCGAUCCAAUUUUACAGAAGAAAUUUUUAAAAGAUUUAGCGGAAGCAACCGAAGUCAAAACGACUAAGCUUAGUUUAAAUAAGACGCAGUUGCAACUAUCCGAAAUGGCAUUUAGACCACCUGCAAUAUCCAAUACUGGUACAAGACAACCAUUUAAUUUUCUGACGGAGAAGGUAGUGGAGAUCACGUGUCAAUGUUUGAUGGCGCAAGCAGAAGAAGCGGAACGUAAUAUGUUCGACGACGAGACGUCCCAGCGUCUCAUUAUUGAGGAGUUUGGUCGAUGCUUAAGGGAGAUUAUUGAAUCGGCGCACAAAGCUGAAGCUACUUAGCAGGUGCACGUGCGAUAUUCGCAUUGUAAUUUUCAUCUAUCACUAUUAAUUAUGAGAAUUGGAUAUAAAUAAAAAUAGUAUAUAUGUGUGUUGGUACCAAAGACAUUAUAUUACACAAGAUAAAAUACGAGAAGUCUUGGUGGAAAGUCUUUUUAAACUCACCAAAUUAGUCUUUAAAACGCCUUUUAAAGCGAAUAUGCGACGAACAAUUCCACGUGUAAAUUGCUUCCGAGUAGUAUAUGAAAAUGAUAUACAUAUAUGAACUAUAAAU
Cyphomyrmex costatus is the source of this 3016-nucleotide messenger RNA. Its product is annotated as Myb-interacting protein 120. The record is from RefSeq and is a predicted model, not a curated record. The transcript has 12 exons. Lineage: Eukaryota; Metazoa; Arthropoda; Insecta; Hymenoptera; Formicidae. The coding region runs from base 289 to 2745 and encodes 818 amino acids. Gene Ontology annotation, biological process: regulation of DNA-templated transcription. Gene Ontology annotation, cellular component: nucleus.